AUGAGUAGCUUCUGGAACGCUAUAAGAUUUGCACAUUUCAAACCGUUGAAAAAUUACCCCAAGAUCAAUGUUAACGAUGUCACAUUGGACAGACCUGCCCUCCAGAAAGGUCCAAUUAGAAGGAAAUUGAUCUCACAAGAGGUUACAGACUCGUUAUUCCCAGCCACAGAAAUCACCAGAUUAUAUAAAGAAGCAGGUAAGCCAAUACCUAGAAAGUUCAACACCAAGAGUGAACUUAUCUCAAGAAGAAAUUUCGAAUUCCAACAGGAAGCUUUCAGAACUGGAGAUGCCCACUUCAGACUUGGAGAGAAGAACGUUUACUUCCCCAAAGCUAGAAUUGUCUUGUUGAGACCAAACGCUAAGCAUACACCAUACCAGGCCAAAUUUUUGGUUCCAAGAAACUUUAAUAGAUUGGACUUGAGAGAUUAUCUCUUCCACGUCUACGGCUUAAGAGCUUUGAAUGUAACUGUACAAUUGUUGCACACCAAGUGGACUCGUAAUCGUCACGAUUACGCCCGUUUCAGAGGCCCACAGUUCAAGAAAAUGACUAUCGACAUGGAAGAACCAUUUAUUUGGCCAGAGGUACCAAAGGAACUUGCUGAAGAAGCACAGACUGUUAGAGAUAACCAGAUUAAGGUCAUAGAACACAAUUUUAAGAAGGGUUCUGAUAAGAAGAAUAAGCCCAAGGCCUUUGAUGGCUUGUACGUGAGACCUAAAUUGGCCGAUAACUUCGUUCCACGCUCUACAAGAGACAAGGGUGCAAAGGAAUUGGAGAAUUUCAAUAGAAAAUCCGAAGAGGUUGAGAAUAAAAAGGUACUUUCACAGUUCUUGAACCUCUAA
This is a messenger RNA of Dujonia railenensis, 840 nucleotides long. NCBI's taxonomy places the organism in Eukaryota, Fungi, Ascomycota, Pichiomycetes, Serinales, Debaryomycetaceae. The record is from the annotation of a GenBank genome assembly.